Messenger RNA from Nomia melanderi (Alkali bee), 911 nucleotides. Its product is annotated as putative coiled-coil-helix-coiled-coil-helix domain-containing protein CHCHD2P9, mitochondrial. NCBI's taxonomy places the organism in Eukaryota, Metazoa, Arthropoda, Insecta, Hymenoptera, Halictidae. Gene Ontology annotation, biological process: mitochondrion organization. Gene Ontology annotation, cellular component: mitochondrion; nucleus. The record is from RefSeq and is a predicted model, not a curated record.
GGUUAACGCCGUUGAAUGCCGCACGAUUUCGUAGAGCAAACUACGCGAAACGGAGGAAAUAUAAUAUUCGAUCGUUUGAAUUAAUUUUAUUGUUAUUAUUAUUAUUAUUGAGUGUUCAUCUGGCUGAAUAUCAUCGCAUUAGAAAAUUCUAGUCAGCUUGUCCAAUGCGCAGAAGCUGGGCUUGCGUAACGAUUGAGAAAUUAACAAUUCAGUCGCAGUCUGAGAAGAAACGUGCAAGAGAGUUGACGUGUUUUGCGAUACUUCAAGCGUAAUUUAAAAAAGCAAAAAAUAUGCCUCGACGAGGACGUGCAUCUGCUCCUGCAAGGACAGUUAGACCAGCCCGUGCAGCAGCUCCUGCCGCGGCAGCUCAUCCUCCAGCAAAUGUAGCCCCAUCGACGCCCAUGGUUGCCCAACCCCAACAGCCAUCCCUCAUGGGACAAAUGGCCGCUACUGCUGGAGGUGUAGCCAUUGGAUCUGCUGUUGGUCAUGCUAUCACUGGCAUGUUCAGUGGUGGUGGCUCCAGAGAGGCUGUUGAUGCUGCACCAGCACCAGCAGCAGCAAGUGCACCGGCUGCUUCUGCACCUGCUGGUGGUGCCUGUGCAUGGGAAGUAAAGCAGUUCCUAGAGUGUGCUCAAAAUCAGUCCGACCUCACUUUGUGUGAAGGAUUCAAUGAAGCUCUUCGCCAAUGCAAAUCCUCCCACAAUAUGGUGUAAGCAAGUAUUUUCAGAAAAAUUUCUAGUAGAAGGUGAUUAUAGUAUACAAAUUUACCGAAUAAAUGCUAUAUGAAUUAUAUAGUUCGAAAAUUUUAGAUCUAUUGUAUUAAAAGUAUGAUGUUCACUCUUCUUUAUAUAUAUUAUGCAACUAUGAACAUUGGAAUAUACAAAUAAAUAAAUCAUUAUAGUUGUAUCCAA